AUGACAGAUGAUGACUUGCAUAUUCACGAAGUGUUCGACAAGUUUGUGCAACAGAGAGCAAAGAUGGUAGAUUCGAAAAAUAUCAAAUUGGGUGAAAAUGGUGAGUGCUUUAAUUUCAAUAAAAAAAUUGAUAGAUAUUUAUCUAGAUUUUUUUUCAUUUUUUUGCAGGAAAUGUGCUCAAAGUUCAAUUUGAUGGCUCCAAAGCCAAUGACAAUAUUGAGACGAACAAGAUUAAUGUUGUUCCCGCGGAAGACUAUGUUCCAGUUAGAAAAAUCAACCAGUUUCCAAUGGAGAGACCAGUUAUUAUUGCUGUUAGAAAUGGUAAAUCUUGAAACACGAAAAACACAUUCAAUAUAACUUCGAAAUUUUUAGAGAAAAAUGACGACCAUUUCGAAUGGAUCGAUUGGUUCACCAAAGGGAUGAUGUAUUGGGCUGCCAAUCGAACUGCCAACCCCAUUAAUCCUAAAAAUGAGAACAACCAAACCCACUGA
This is a messenger RNA of Caenorhabditis angaria, 491 nucleotides long. NCBI's taxonomy places the organism in Eukaryota, Metazoa, Nematoda, Chromadorea, Rhabditida, Rhabditidae. The record is from the annotation of a GenBank genome assembly.